Molecule: messenger RNA, 1087 nt
Organism: Corylus avellana
Lineage: Eukaryota; Viridiplantae; Streptophyta; Magnoliopsida; Fagales; Betulaceae
Product: growth-regulating factor 3
Biological process (GO): developmental process; DNA-templated transcription; regulation of DNA-templated transcription
Cellular component (GO): nucleus
Molecular function (GO): ATP binding
Source: RefSeq, a predicted model, not a curated record
ACCAUGGCCUAUUGCUCCUUCUAUGGGAAGAAGGUGGACCCGGAGCCGGGACGCUGCAGGAGGACUGAUGGAAAGAAGUGGAGGUGCUCCAAAGACGCGUACCCGGACUCAAAGUACUGUGAGCGCCACAUGCACCGUGGCCGCAACCGUUCAAGAAAGCCUGUGGAAUCACAAACCAUGACACAGUCAUCAUCGUCCACUGUGACAUCCCUGACUGUUAGCGGAAGCAGCAGCGGAAAUGGGAGCUUCCAGAGCCUUCCGUUGAGUGCCUUUGGUAAUCCCCAAGGUGCCGGUUCUGGAACCAACCAAUCCCAGUAUCAUCUGGACUCCAUUCCAUAUGGAAUCCCAAACAAAGAUUACAGGUACCUUCAGGGACUAAAACCUGAGGUUGGCGAGCAUAGUUUCUUCUCCGAUGCAUCCGGAAGCAAUAGGAAUCUCCAGAUGGAUUCGCCGCUAGACAACACAUGGCCUCUGAUGCCGUCCAGAGUCGCCUCAUUUCCUGCAUCGAAAUCGAGCGACAACUCUGUGUUGCAGAAUGAAUAUCCCCAGCACUCGUUUUUCCAUGGUGAUUUUGCCUCGGGGGAGCCGGUGAAACAGGAGGGUCAGUCCCUUCGACCUUUCUUUGAUGAGUGGCCUAAAACUAGGGACUCCUGGUCUGGUCUUGAGGAUGAGAGAUCCAACCAAACCUCAUUCUCCACAACUCAGCUCUCCAUAUCCAUUCCAAUGUCUACAUCAGACUUUUCUGCAAGUUCUCAAUCUCCACAUGAUAAUUGAGAGAGGGAGCAUGGUUACAGUUUUCUGCAGCCUCAUUUAAAGGCCAGACAAGUUUUAGCACGCCGACGAGUCGGGUGCUCAAAGAAGAGACUCCCUUGAAGUCUUUUCAUUUUCCUUGGUUAUGGUUUUUUCUGCAAGGCUGUUUGUGUAAAACUACAUUUGCAAGCUCAAGGUAUGAAUAACAUAAACUGUUCGGUAUUUGGGAAAAAUCCAGAACAUUGUGGUCUUGUUAUAUGAUAGAGCAACAAAUUUUGGCCCGUCUUUGAUUGCUUCCUUCCCAUGUACCAAAAUAAAGUUGCUCAAUCUUUCAUGA